GCUAACUUCAGAGUGGAUUCUGCAACGACAAACCGGGUAAACACAGGCAAACGGCCCGAAACGGCCAAAACAGCAACGAGAACGUCGAGGACGCUCGACUUCGACCUUCGUUUGCGACGGGGUUAUUGUGUACAGGUGUACACAAGUAACGAGGUACGGUAUUCGAUCGCCGCAUGGCUCGUGCCAAUGAGAGGGGAUCGGUUACGCACCCGUUAAUCAAUUGCCCCACGGAGCGGCUCAUCAUUCGACACGACUCGGUAUUGCCCACGUGAACACUUCGCUCAUCAUGCGAUGACGGUUUUCAACUACCUUUGUGGAACUGCCAGAACGCUGCAGCUUUUACAGUAUCCUAUUCAUGUACACAGAAGUCUGCACUUUUUCUUUCGAAAUGAAUCUAGUUUUGUGCCUAAGAAGGUACUUAUCGUGGCAAAAUUGUCCCGAUACCAUUUCGAAAGAUUACGAGAACCCGAGCUCAGCGAGGCCCAGCUGAAGAUGAAAUUGGUAGAAAGAGGUUCAGAUUAUGAUAAUAUGCUCGCCAGCCACUUGGCUACCAAAGAUGUAGAAAAUCAAGUUAUUCACCUUUUGCAAAAGAUGAAUAUGGAAUAUAAGGUAGUAGAUAGAACAAGUUUAGAUCAUUCACUUUUUACAUGGGCGGAUUUGGUGCUGCCAAUUGGCGGUGACGGAACGUUUCUCUUAGCCUCGAAUUUAGUAUUUAACAAUAAAAAACCUAUAAUAGGUAUUAAUUCCUAUCCUGAAAAGUCGGAAGGCUAUCUCCUAUUAUCAGCGAAAUAUACGAAAAACAUACCAGAAAUUUUCGAAAUGCUAAGAGCAGGACACUAUAGUAUACUCAUGCGAAGACGAAUUCGGAUCACUUUAAAGGGAGAAGACAUAUGGCAAGCUCCCUUUCAUAUGCAUGAGAAAGGACGCAUUGUUGGUAGUGAUAGGUUUUAUACGAACGAAAGGUUCGAAAGCAAGCACAGUUUACCAAAAGAAAGGCGUCUACCUUGGUUAGCGCUUAACGAAGUUUUCAUGGGUGAAACAUUAUCGGCACGGACGAGUUCCUUACUCAUAAAGUUCGAUGAAGAGCAAGAGUAUCACAAAAUAAAAGGCUCCGGUUUGUGCGUGAGCACUGGAACAGGAUCAACAUCUUGGUAUAAAUCUAUACACAGUUUAAAUCACCAAACCGUACGGGAAAUAUUAAAUCUCAUAGAUACUAAACGGCCAUUCACUAAUGAAGAAAUCGAAAUGAUUUGUUCAACGUUUAAUAGCAGCUUACGAUUUGACGCAGGGGAUUCCAAACUGUGUUAUUCCAUAAGAGAUAUGAUAAUGACCAAUGCAAUACCCGUUCCGAAAGACGUCCACACUCGUGGUUUCUGUAGAAAGGCCAUUGUGAAAUCACAGUGCUUCGAUGCGGGUUUGGUUCUGGAUGGUGGAAUAGCAGUCCCCUUCAAUUUCGGCACCAUUGCGGAAAUAGAGACUUUUCUCGAAGAUUCCUUACAAACUAUCAUCCUUCUUGAUUAAAUUAAUAGAUUAGAACAUUCAAAUAACAUUUAUAUAAA
Messenger RNA from Trachymyrmex cornetzi, 1559 nucleotides. Its product is annotated as NAD kinase 2, mitochondrial. Gene Ontology annotation, biological process: NADP+ biosynthetic process; NAD+ metabolic process. The coding region runs from base 292 to 1521 and encodes 409 amino acids. Gene Ontology annotation, cellular component: mitochondrion. Gene Ontology annotation, molecular function: NAD+ kinase activity. The transcript has 6 exons. NCBI's taxonomy places the organism in Eukaryota, Metazoa, Arthropoda, Insecta, Hymenoptera, Formicidae. The record is from RefSeq and is a predicted model, not a curated record.